ACUGGCGGUGGGCGGGCUUUGCUCUCCAGCUCUCCUGUACUGCCUGAGGGCCGCGGAAGCUGCACUCCAGGCAGAGAGGAGGGUGUUGUCAGCGUUUAGGAAGCUCAGCGUUAAUAAAAGCAUCCAUGGAGAACACUGAAAACUCAGUGGAUUCAAAAUCCAUUAAAAAUUUGGAAACAAAGAUCUUCCAUGGAAGCAAAUCAGUGGACUCUGAAAUAUCCUUGGACAGUAGUUACAAAAUGGAUUAUCCUGAGAUGGGCUUAUGUAUAAUAAUUAAUAAUAAAAACUUUCAUCCAAGCACUGCAAUGGCAUCUCGGUCUGGUACAGAUGUAGAUGCUGCAAACCUCAGGGAAACAUUCAGGAACUUGAAAUACGAAGUCAGGAAUAAAAACGAUCUUACACGUGAAGAAAUUUUGGAAUUGAUGCGCAAUGUUUCUGAAGAAGAUCAUAGCAAAAGGAGCAGUUUUAUUUGUGUGCUGCUAAGCCAUGGUGAUGAAGGAGUUAUUUUUGGAACAAAUGGACCUGUUGACCUGAAAAAAUUAACAGUUUUCUUUAGAGGAGAUAAUUGUAGAAGUCUAACUGGAAAGCCCAAACUUUUCAUUAUUCAGGCCUGCAGAGGUACAGACUUGGACUGUGGCAUUGAGACAGACAGUGGUUUUGAUGAAGACAUGACAUGUCAGAAAAUACCAGUUGAAGCAGACUUCUUAUAUGCGUAUUCUACAGCACCUGGUUACUACUCCUGGCGAAAUUCAAAGGAUGGCUCCUGGUUUAUCCAGUCACUCUGUGCUAUGCUGAAACAGUAUGCUCACAAACUUGAGCUCAUGCGCAUCCUCACUCGGGUUAACUGGAAGGUUGCAACAGAAUUUGAGUCCUAUUCUCCUGACUCUACUUUUCAUGCAAAGAAGCAGAUUCCGUGCAUUGUGUCCAUGCUUACAAAGGAACUGUAUUUUAACCAGUGAAGAAAUGGUUGGUUUUUUAGAUUGUAAGCCAAGUGAGAAAAUGGUAUAACUCAUACUGUAUUUCCCUCUUUUAUUUAAGUCUAAUACUUCAGAUGGCUUUUUGAAACAUACCAUUUUCAUAGCAAUAGAACCCCCGUGAAGCUACCUCAAACUCAAAAUCAGGUAGAUGAAAUCGAAUUUAAUUAGGAAUAAAUUAAAAUGGAUAAUGUUGUAAUUGUUAUGAGAGGAAAUGAUCGUAAAUUUACAACUCUCAUAAUUAUCAAGUUUGAGUGAUACUAUGCUAUGAAUUUUCAAGUAAUUAUGAAAAAGUUACACACUGGAGUAAUGAAUUCUAAUAGUAUGCCCCACUUAAGACUAUGGGUUUUAGUUUUUCUCAAUCUAUAGAAAUGAUGAUGUGUAAUAAUAUAUCCUAGAACUUAAGGAUCUACUGGCAUGAUCAAAGGUUUGAAGACCUUUACUUUUUUUUUUCUUAAUAAUAUUUUAUUGUGUUUUAGGUGAAAGUUUACACAGCAAAUUAGGUUCCCCUUUAACAAUUUUUAUACAAAUUAUUCCGUGCCAUUGGAUACAAUUUUUAUGAUGUGUCAGCAUUCUCAUUAUUUUCAUUCUGUUUGUUCUGUUUCCAUUGAUCUAGCUUUCCUUCCCUUCCUUGCCUUCUCAUCUUUGCUUUUGGGUAGCUGUUGAUCGUUUGGUCUCAUAUAGUUAAUUGUCUAAGGGAGCACAUUACUCAUGGCUGAUAUUGUUUAUUUUAUAAGCCCAUCUAUUUGGCUGUAAAGAUCUUUACUUUUAAAACUGGUUAAUUGCAGUUUUAGCACAUUUACCUGAGUUCGUGGUUUUGUACUGUUUUGUCCUGAGCAUGUCUUUGUGGUUAAAAAAAAAAAAAAAUCAUGUUUAAUACUGAAAA
Molecule: messenger RNA, 1860 nt
Organism: Trichechus manatus latirostris (Florida manatee)
Lineage: Eukaryota; Metazoa; Chordata; Mammalia; Sirenia; Trichechidae
Gene: CASP3
Product: caspase 3
Exons: 7
Coding region: 126-959 (277 amino acids)
Biological process (GO): apoptotic process; positive regulation of neuron apoptotic process; keratinocyte differentiation
Cellular component (GO): cytoplasm
Source: RefSeq, a predicted model, not a curated record